AGAACAGGUGACCGGCACCUUUAUUUUGAAAGAUGAGCCGAACAGUUGGCUUGUUGAUGUGAUGGUCACACCUGCGUGCGCCGCUUUCCCAACUUACCAUCUACAAAAGAAACAACGGAUGCUUAAACGGAUUUAAUCCAAAGCCCAAGGCAUUUUCUCAUCUUGGCAUCUUUUGGGAUCAUUUCGGCGUGCGUAAUUAUGUGCACAACCUCAUAGUAUCUUCGUUUCUCAGGAGGCUGAGUGUGUUUGUGGUCUCUGUGAGACUAACAGAGGACUGGAGAGCCAGUGAGAGUCGGGGGUUUCAUCAGCCUCACAUUGAGGAGUGUUUCUGAGAGUGUGUAUGCAUGUGUGUCAUGAUGGGGGACGUCAUCGACUUGGACCGACAGAUCGAGCAACUCCGACGCUGUGAACUUAUCAAGGAAAAUGAAGUCAAGGCGCUGUGUGCCAAAGCGAGGGAGAUUCUGGUGGAAGAGAGUAAUGUUCAGAGGGUAGAUUCUCCCAUCACGGUCUGUGGAGAUAUACAUGGACAGUUUUAUGAUUUAAAGGAGCUAUUUAGGGUGGGGGGAGAAGUUCCAGAGACAAACUACCUCUUCAUGGGAGACUUUGUGGACAGAGGGUUCUAUAGCGUGGAGACUUUUCUGUUGCUGCUAGCAUUAAAGGUGCGAUACCCUGACCGAAUAACGCUGAUCAGAGGGAAUCACGAGUCGAGACAGAUCACGCAGGUGUAUGGCUUUUAUGAUGAGUGUCUUAGAAAAUACGGCUCUGUUACAGUCUGGAGGUACUGCACAGAGAUCUUUGACUACCUGUCCCUCUCUGCUAUUGUCGAUGGCAAGAUAUUUUGUGUGCACGGUGGCCUUUCUCCAUCUAUUCAAACUCUGGAUCAGAUUAGGACUAUUGACCGAAAACAGGAAGUUCCUCAUGAUGGACCCAUGUGUGACCUACUAUGGUCUGACCCAGAAGACACCACAGGGUGGGGUGUGAGUCCCAGAGGAGCUGGAUAUUUGUUCGGUAGUGAUGUGGUGGCACAGUUUAAUGCUGCCAAUGAUAUCAGCAUGAUCUGCAGAGCUCAUCAGCUGGUGAUGGAGGGCUACAAGUGGCAUUUCAAUGAGACGGUGUUAACGGUGUGGUCUGCUCCAAACUACUGUUAUAGGUGUGGUAAUGUGGCCGCCAUUUUGGAGCUUGAUGAGCAUCUUCAGAAGGAGUUCAUCAUAUUUGAAGCUGCACCUCAGGAAACCAGAGGAAUCCCCUCCAAGAAACCUGUGGCUGACUACUUUCUUUGACCCCCUUUUUUUCUUUUUUCGUCUUUUUUUUUUUUUUUUUUUUUUUCUUCAGUCCAGGAGAGAAAUUGGAAACAUCAAAAACAACCUGUAUGAACUGACACUUUUUUUGUUUUAUUCCUUUUUUUUUUUUUUUUUUUUUGUGCUGGGAAGCUUUUAUCUGCACAACAUUUCAGUACUUCUGUGAAUGGACCAGUUACAGCGUUUACUGCCUGUUUCUCAUUAGCCUUCACAUUCCUUCCUCAUUACAAAUGUAUUUCUUACAGCUUGUAAAAUGUAUUUGAACUUGUUUUGACUGUCCCUAAUUAUGUGGUAGUUUUGUAUUUUCAAACUGGUGAUAUUUUUUCCAACAAAAAGAAUAAAAUGUGUGGGUUUAUAUAUUUGUGUAUAUAAGUCUACAAAAAUGAGCAUAUACACAAACUUGUUAGUUUUUGAUAUGUAUUGUAUUUUAUAUAGCUGGCGUUCCAUAUUUGUAAUCAUUUGGCACUGAUAAGAAAAAAAAAUUUAGUCAAACCUAAAACAAUUUGAGAUAUUGCAUCAAAGGCUGUGAAGAUGUAAGUAAUACAUCAUAAUGGCAUCAUGGACAAAAUUACACACUUUUAGGCCGUUUUGAUUCUGACUUGUUGCUGUUUUACAAAACAAGCACUUAAUGUCCAACAUAUUGUGUCGGAUUGCAGGCGUAAGGCAGAUUAUUCCUUUUGAUUAGACUAGAUAUUUGCUAUUAUGUAACCUUUUUCUGUUUCUGGUUACCUGACAAUCUUUCUAAACUUACAGUGGUCCAUCUAAAUGAAUCGAAGAUAUCAGACAAUGUUUCAUAAUGUCAUUUAUAAUUUAGUUUAUAAAAGUGCAUUUAAACUGUGUUUGUCCAUCAAAUCAUACAUGCUCUAAAUAAAUCUUUCAGGAAGUAAUAUUCAUUUGCUACCA
Molecule: messenger RNA, 2201 nt
Organism: Puntigrus tetrazona (Sumatra barb)
Lineage: Eukaryota; Metazoa; Chordata; Actinopteri; Cypriniformes; Cyprinidae
Gene: ppp4ca
Product: protein phosphatase 4, catalytic subunit a
Exons: 9
Coding region: 345-1280 (311 amino acids)
Biological process (GO): double-strand break repair via homologous recombination; peptidyl-serine dephosphorylation
Cellular component (GO): cytoplasm; nucleus
Molecular function (GO): protein serine/threonine phosphatase activity
Source: RefSeq, a predicted model, not a curated record